Molecule: messenger RNA, 435 nt
Organism: Medioppia subpectinata
Lineage: Eukaryota; Metazoa; Arthropoda; Arachnida; Sarcoptiformes; Oppiidae
Source: the annotation of a GenBank genome assembly
GUGACGUGCGGUGGAAAGACUACACUCGCCGAGCGUUUGAAGCAACACUACGAAGAAUGCGUUAUCUUAAGUCAGGAUCAGUUUUACAGACUGGAUGACGACCCCAACCACGAAUGGCUGGACGUAAGUCCGACAAUAAGACACCAGAACUGGGAGUCAAUGGCGAGUAUGGACUGGAAAUUGUUUAAUAAAGCAAUCGAUUUGGUGCUGACCAAAGAGCCGCCCAAACACUCACCCAUUCUUAUCCUUGAGGGACAUCUUAUAUUAAAUAAUAAACAAAUGUCGGAUUUGUGUGACAAGAAAUUCUUUCUGACUCUGGAUAAGAAUUCAUGCGUUUGCCGCCGGAAUGCCCGCACAUAUCUACCUCCGGACCCAAUAGGCUAUUUUGAAGUGUGCGUUUGGCCCAUAAUAUUUGGACGCAAAAUAAAAGAGUAU